UCAGCUACGGAUACGGGUGAUGUGAUGUGUCUUUUCUUGGAAAAAAUAACUAUUUAACUUCUUUUCAUUUAGUUGUAAAAGUAUAGUUUGUGUAAGAUUUUGAACGUGUAAAAGUUUGUUUCUUGAGAAAAUAAAGUGUUUCUAGGUUUAGUGUUUUAUUGGUAUCUCUAGAAAGAGUGAAAUUGCAGAUAUAGUUACUCAUGAAACAAGUGACGGGCUGACAAGUGUUGGAGUUGUGUCCUAUUGUAACACUAUGGAGUCCGAGUCCGAACAUCAACCGAAGCUUAGUCCUGUUAGGGCAUUUAGACUACUACAUAGUGGUAACAUGGAUCCAGAUGAAAAUUAUACAAGCCUUUCUGAAUACCAUGAUUAUGAACCCUGCUUGGAAUUUGAUGAUUCAGAAUUAGUUCAAAAUACUGGUUUAGCACCAUUGCCCCCGGAAUUGUUAGAUAUAGCAGAUGACUUUAUAGAUGAAACACCAAGUGAUGGAACCAUUGAAGAGAACUUUGAAAAAGAACUUGGUAGUCCAAAAGUUUAUGCAGAGAUUGCAACAACUAGUCAGGAGUAUGACUACUUUGCGGAACUUGCUAGAAAUGGUGCCAUUGAUGUAGUAGGAGAUGAUGAAGUUGGUCGCCGUAUCAUCGUUAUAUCUGCGUGCAAACUUCCCUCUAGCAAAGACUUGCACCCAGACAAAUUGUUAAGAUACUUGAUGUGCACAUUAGAUAAAUACGUGGAACAAGAUUACAGUGUAGUAUACUUUCAUCAUGGUCUCACUAGCCAGAACAAACCACCAUUAUCUUGGCUGUGGAAAGCUUAUAGAGCCUUUGAUAGAAAAUAUAAAAAGAAUCUCAAAGCUCUAUAUCUAGUUCAUCCUACAAACUUUAUACGUAUUGUAUGGCAAAUGUUACGACCCGCCAUCAGUGUUAAAUUUGGACGGAAGAUGAUGUACGUGAACUCGUUGCAUGAGCUCCAGCAGCACUUGGGCUUAGAGAAAAUACCCAUUCCAGAACAAGUAUUGGAGUACGACAAGAUGUUAGAAUCCAAAAAUUCACGAGGUGGGCGUCGCAAGGAAAAAGAUGGUGGUGCACCAGCUAGACAGGGCCAUAGUUCGUCAGAUGCACGAAAAUACGGAUUGUCGCCGCCCGCCACUCAGCAGUUUGGAGUCUCGCUGCAAUUUAUAAAGGAAAAUAAUCCCGAUAUGAUUGAUUCCAUUCCGCCCAUAGUGCGUCAAUGCGUUGAGUUUCUCUCCCAGCCAGAUGCCCUGGAGACCGAAGGGAUCUUCCGUCGAUCAGCCAAUGUUACAGUGAUAAAGGAGUUGCUCAGGGCCUGCAACAGGGGUGAACCGCUUACAUUCCAAAAUGAUCCACACAAUGCUGCAGUCCUGUUGAAGACUUUCCUUCGAGACCUCGAGGAACCACUGAUGACGUUUGAGUUAUAUGAUGAGAUCCUGAAGUUUCAAACCUGGUCUCAUCAGGAAAAGUCUCGUCAAGUGAAGUUUAUGAUUCGAGAGAUGCUACCUCUCGACAAUUACAAGCUGUUGAAAUAUAUCAUACAGUUCUUAUGGAAGGUGCAAGACAGGAGCUGCCUGAAUAAGAUGACGAGCAACAACUUGGCUGUAGUGUUCGGCCCAAAUCUCGCAUGGCCUCCAAAUGGCCAAAUGUCGCUGCAAUCCAUUGCUCCCAUUAAUGCAUUUACCGAUUUUGUUCUGGAGAACCAGGAGUCAAUUUUCAUAAUCUAAUUAUAUUUAAAAUAACCCAACGAAUCUAAUUUUAAUCUUACUUCGAAUUAUGUUAAGUUGCAAAUGAUUGUUAAUCGCCUCAAGGCAAUGUUUUCUCUAUCUUUUAAAUAUAGCUCGAGUGUCAAACAAUGAUACCCAAAUGCCAAAUGUAAUUGUACCCUUAACUUAAUCAACAUGAUUAUUAUCUUGAUGAUUUUGUUUAUUGUUUAUUGUCUAAUUAAUAUUGAUGUUAUCCUUCUAGUCCAAAGUUACAUUUGAUGUUAGUAGAAAUGUUUUAAGUAAAAUAUUAUUGAUGUUAAUUUACUAUAAAUGAUUUUAUGAUAUGUAAGUGUAGUAAAUAAUCGUAGGAAUCUAACAUUCUAGAUGAUCCCAAUGUACCUGCAAUCUACCAAGUAGCCUGUCCCUUUCCAUUCAAAUCAUCUUCGUAUUUUAAAAGGUAUAUUUAUUUUGUUUGCACUUUCUUUUUAUUGUGUAAGACUUUUGAGGUGCGGAAGAAAACAAGUGGAUACAAUCCUAACAUUGCACAAAAUUGGAAAAUAUUAUGAGGGAUUAUUGUUCCAUUUUGAAAGAAAA
This is a messenger RNA of Papilio machaon (common yellow swallowtail), 2311 nucleotides long. RefSeq names its product rho GTPase-activating protein 1 (gene RhoGAP68F). The transcript has 9 exons. Lineage: Eukaryota; Metazoa; Arthropoda; Insecta; Lepidoptera; Papilionidae. Gene Ontology annotation, cellular component: cytoplasm. Gene Ontology annotation, biological process: negative regulation of endocytic recycling; small GTPase-mediated signal transduction. The coding region runs from base 254 to 1738 and encodes 494 amino acids. The record is from RefSeq and is a predicted model, not a curated record. Gene Ontology annotation, molecular function: GTPase activator activity.